AUGAACAUCCAGCAACAUUUUGACGUUAUCAUUAUAGGCGGUGGUGUUGCGGGGUCAUGUACAGCAAUAAGACUGGCCCAGUUGUUCAAUUUGGCAGCUGCAACUUGGCGGAAAAUUUUAGUUAUUGAUGAGAGAGCUCCAAAUGCAGAAACGUUUAAAGUUGGAGAGUCCUUGCCUGGAGAAGCAAAAUCUACACUUCAGUCGUUGGGUGUAUUUGAGGCAGUAAAUAACGAUGCAAUGCAAGGAAAACAUAACUUUUGUUACGAAAAUUGUUCUGCAUGGGGUUCUGAUGAUUUACUGGGUACUAAUACAAUAUUCAACAUUUAUGGUGAGGGGUUUCAUUUGGAUAGGCUGCUAUUUGAGGAAACGCUGCUUAAAACUGCUGUGUUGGAACAUGGUCAACUUAUAACAAUUAUGCGUGAUUCUAAGGUGACUGAGUUAUUCCUCUCCAAAGAUAUUGAUCAAGGGGAUGCACAUUGGAAGAUUACGAUUUCAAGCGACGAACCAUCACAUCCACACCAAAUUCACGGGAAAACCCUCAUUGAUGCAAGUGGCCGUCGCUGUUGUAUCCGAAAAUGUUUACCAGAUUUAAAACGAAAUUCUUCCGACAAGCUGUUGGCAUUCGCAUGUUUAUUCGAAGUCGGCUAUGACACUCCAUCCAAGACUCAAUUGAUCGAUUCGAACCAUUACACCCUCGUAGAAUCCUGUGCCUUCGGAUGGUGGUACACCAGUCUGUUGCCUAGCAAGCAACGCAUUGUUGUUUUUCAUACUGAUGACGAUCUGCUCCAUCAGAUUAAUAGAAAAAUCAGACUAGCUGAGGAGUUUAAUGAAUUCAUAAAGGAAACUUCUACGCAUAUUGCAAAACAUAUAAGCGAAUAUUCAUAUCGUCCUGUGGGGAAAAGGGUUACGUGCAUGCCUGCGAAUUCAGCAAGCCUUUCUCAAUUUGCUUCUUACGAAAAUCGAUGGAUAGCAAUUGGUGAUAGUGCUGUUUCUUUUGAUCCGCUCUCAUCCCAAGGGAUGCUUACCGCUCUAAAUAGUGCAAAGUUUGGGGCAGAAGCAAUAUUUUUCCAAUAUUUUAAUGGUAGGAAGACGAAAAACGAAGGGAAACAAAUUCAGCCCUUGGAGGUCUAUCAGCAAUACAUCGAGAACGUAUUGAGUAAAUAUAUGAGAGAAAAAGUGUUUUUUUAUAAUAAGGAACAAAGGUGGAAUAAUGAAGUGUUUUGGAAACGACGACACAAAGAUCUCAUUGAGGUGUGA
Entrophospora sp. SA101 is the source of this 1257-nucleotide messenger RNA. The record is from the annotation of a GenBank genome assembly. NCBI's taxonomy places the organism in Eukaryota, Fungi, Glomeromycota, Glomeromycetes, Entrophosporales, Entrophosporaceae.